CAAUGAACACCAUGGUGGCUUCAAGAUGUUUCAUUGUCAAAAUGACAUUCUUGUUAACCCUUUUCAUUAUGACUUCAGAUUUGUGCAUGAUGAAGACGGAAGCAAAAGAAUCCAUUGAUCAAUUUUCAUGUGAUAAUGAUAAAGGGUGCCCACCGUACAAACCACCACCACACCAACCACCACCUCCACCACCACACCACUGCCCACCACAACAACCACCACCUUCACCACCACACAAACCACCACCUCCACCACCAUGCCACUGCCCACCACCUCAACCACCACCUCCACCACCACACCACUGCCCACCAACCCAACCACCUCCUUCACCACCUCCACCACCACACCAUUGCCCACCACACCACCACCACCAUCCACACCACCCACACCACCCAUCGCCACCACCACACCAGGCACCGCCUCCACCACAACACAAAGCCCCACCUCCACCUUGCUGAGUCAUCUUUUUCUUCGGAUGCAAUUCAUAUGUAUUCUUAGUUCUUAUAAUAAAAGAUGAUUAUUUUUUUUUCAAUUUUAA
This is a messenger RNA of Vigna unguiculata (cowpea), 538 nucleotides long. RefSeq lists its product as uncharacterized. NCBI's taxonomy places the organism in Eukaryota, Viridiplantae, Streptophyta, Magnoliopsida, Fabales, Fabaceae. The record is from RefSeq and is a predicted model, not a curated record.